AUGGCAGACGAAUGUAAAAAUUUUGAACAAGAGUUCGACGAUUUUCUUGCUCAGUGUCGGAAAAGCUCAGAUCUUUUGUCAAGGAAUGUUUUCUUCAUUAAAAGCCAGGGAAAGUGUGAUAGUCUGAAAGAGUACCUGAAGGCAAACCUGGAUUGGGCAGCAUCCAUUGAGAAAAAACAGUAUGUUAUGCAAGAAUAUGUUCAGGCUGUUCUUGAUUACACAUUUUGUUAUGAAGACAGUUUAACUGACUCUGAGUUUCCUGAAAGUGAAUGUAGACAAAUCAUGGAUUCAAUUAUAAAAUCCCUCUCUGAUGUAGUUUUCCUUGCAGAAUCAAUGUCACCAGGUAUAGAAUCAAAGGUUGAUGCCAUCCUAGGUGUUGACCUUACAGAAUGUAUACACUGGAGAAGAGGGGCUUUACUCUACAUGUAUGCAGCAACUGUAGUUCAUAUUCCAGCUAGACUCAACAAAGAGAAGCAAUAUUUUGUGCAGUGUUUGACUAAUGGUGUAAAUUUCUUAGAGUCUAUGUUGUCUACCAGAUCACCAGUAGUGAAGGAUGACAUUCUAUCGAAUGAUGAGGCAUCCACUGACCUAGUUUCCCAAGGUCUCUAUAGUGACACCCAUGUAUUAGCAAUGAUGUACAUUGGGGAGAUGUGCUACUGGUACAUACACCAUAAUCCCAUUCACCCUGAGGACUCCAUCUAUGCAGCAAGCCACCGACACAUCCAACCUCAACCCACCAGUGAACAUAAAACAAUUGCAGAAAAACAAGACAAUAGCACAGGUGCAUCAAUAGAGACUGAAACUGAAAGUACAUCUGUUUCUUUAAAAGGGAUAUCAAUUCCCAGUGAGAAUUUAACAGCUCAGUCAAGUACACCUGAACAGUCGGUAGAUUGUCAGAAACAAUCAGAAUUUUUCCCUGUUAAAAUAGGCCGUCAUUAUCUACAGUGUUAUAUAAAUGCUGUAAAUGGCCCUUUGAAGCAUGCAGGUUGGGAUAUGGACCGUGCUAAUGAAUUAUUACAGCAUCUUGAUGAAUGAGGUAAGUUGUUUUUCUCUUACGAACAGUUAUUGUGAGACACUCUGUAUAUGUAUUGAUUGUACAUCACAGGGACCAUGAUUAAUAAAUUCCAUAUGCAAUUGUAAUGC
Messenger RNA from Owenia fusiformis, 1143 nucleotides. The record is from the annotation of a GenBank genome assembly. NCBI's taxonomy places the organism in Eukaryota, Metazoa, Annelida, Polychaeta, Sabellida, Oweniidae.